CAGGCGGCGCUGGACAGAGGCUACACGGUCCAGGGGGAGAUGUUCUCAGCGGCGGACAUGGCGAAGCUGGCGGCGGAGGUGUUCCCGUGCCGGGCGGAGCUGCUCACGGGAGGCCUGGAGGGAGCCAACCGGGACAGGAUCCUUCGCCACCUUGCUGCUGGCUGCCCCGUGUUGGUGCCCUACGAUGAGGACUCUAACCACGAGCCCUGCCGCCGGCGUGGAUACAAAGCCCACUGGGCCGUCGUCUCGGGAGCCCUUCUGGGUCUGAGGCCCGACGCGCCGAGCCCGCCCUGCCGCGAGGACGAGGAGAUCCCAGGGCUCUUCCACCCCCGGGGGCCGGGGCCCCUGCCGGCGGGCGUGGAGGAGACCUACCUGCUGGCCAAGCAGGGCAAGAGCUGGCGCUACCAGCUGUGGGGCUACGGGCAGCUGCAGGAGAGCAACGCUCAGCUGACAGACUUCAGCCCCCGGCGGGCGGGCGACGGCAAGGUCUACAUCGUGCCCGCGGGCGGCCUGCAGGAGGGGCUGUGCGGCCAGGCCGUGCUGCUGCACCCCGGGCCCUGACGCCAGGUCAGCAGGGACGUGCCCAGCCCCGGAUAGGGCCAAGGGGACGCCUGGGUUCCCCACUUUGAGCUCCAGGAGGUGAGGAGGGAUCCCGGCCUCCUAUAUCCGGCGCUCUGAGGCAGGAGCCACGCUGCCCCGCCAGGCAGGGAAGGGCACCUGGGGACCGGCCCAUGCUUCCCCGGGGAGGGACGGGAAUGCCAGCCUACACCUGCUCUGCUGCGGAAAGACCUGCGGCCAGAUCUGUGGCUCCAGGAUUGGGCUCGGAAGUCAGCUCAAGACCCGUCUACGAGCCGCGGUAUACCCAGGGACUGCCGGCACCCCGUUUAUCCUAAUAAACGCGCUACUUACCUUCUGCCUUGCCCACGGCUCUCACGCUCCAGGGUCACACCGCGGCUUCAUUCAGUCGAGCGCCCUUCC
Molecule: messenger RNA, 978 nt
Organism: Alligator sinensis (Chinese alligator)
Lineage: Eukaryota; Metazoa; Chordata; Crocodylia; Alligatoridae
Gene: ACTMAP
Product: chromosome unknown C19orf54 homolog
Exons: 4
Source: RefSeq, a predicted model, not a curated record